CGAUGAUAGGUGAAGUACUCAAGUCAAAACAUUUAGUUUUUUGUUAGUGGUUUUGUUAUUUCUAGGAUAUAGUUAGAGCUAGUUUAAUUUAAAUUUGGAUCGGUCUAUCUAGGUUAAUUUUUAUUUUGGUUAUGGAAGUAAGACUUUCCUUUGCUGUUUGCUACAGAACACCAGAUGGAUUUUUAACAGAACAAUUUGAACAUUUAGAGUAUGACACUGUAGAAAAUCUAAAAAAUACCAUCCAUAAUACUUUUGAAAUUCCAUUGCAUAGACAAGUAAUCAGUGGAUGGGCAAUAGAACCUGAAGGUGAUGAUACUAUACUUCAGUUAUGCACACAUAGAAGUCGCAUAAAUUAUUUAAUUGUAACGCAGAAACAGGAAGAACAAAAUCCAACUGAAAUGUCUUCCAUUGUUGAGGAAAAUAUGGAAGAUUCUAUGGAGAUUAAAGCAGUAAAAAGUUGUGUAGGGAAAAUAAAUGCCCACAUAGCAGAAUCACGCACAAGAUUUAAUAUAGGAACACUAUCAGAAAUUAAAGAUACUGUACUUUUUGCCUCUCCACUUGAUAGAAAAUUUUUACUUUUAUAUAUGCACAAUUCGGAGGAGGAGCUUUCAAAUACAUUUUUUAAAUAUUUACGAGACGAAGAAAUUUCCAAAAUUUUAAAUGAAUACUUUUAUAUUAUUGGAUGGGAUGUCGAAAACAGAGCUUAUCACCCGGCGCUUUGUAAUGCAGUAGAAGAUGCUAACUUCGGUCAUCUAUCUGCUCUAAUUCAGUCUGAAGCAUGCGCAGCAGUGAUUAUUCAAAAUAUAAACGGCUGUCCAAAUAUUCUUUCAUUUUUAAUGGGAAAUGAUGCGAAUUCGAGCCGGGAUUCAUUUUUAUUAUGUCUACAAAAUUGUCGAGACUUUUUGAUUGUGGAUCGUACGAUUGUAAAUGGAUUAGAUGGUUCUUUACAGAGCAACGAAAUGACCUCGGAAGCUUUUCAAAAAAUUAUGGCAGACAGACUUGGCGAUCGAGAUUACGAUAGUUUUGCUUUCGACCAACAUGAGCUGUUAGAGAGGAAAAUUGGUUUUGCAUUGUUUGGCCAACCAGUUCAAGAAACAGGGAAUGGAUAUGACAAAGCUCAAAAUAAACAAAUUAAAAAUUUGUACAAGAUUAUUUUAAAACAUAAUAACUUAUAUGCCGAAUACAAAGAUCAAGUUGAAAUAGCUUUUAUGUAUGUCGUGUUAGAGCCAACUGAGGAACAAGCAAAAACUCGUAGAAAAAAAGAUCCGAAAUAUAAUCCUCAUAUUGAUAUAUCUCCGAGCCCAAUAUUUGUUUUAAGAAAGUGCCGACUAGAAGUAGGUGAACCUUGCAGAAUUUUUAUAGAUCACGGUGGCAGAGUGUAUUCGAAUUGGCAAGAUUAUUUAAAAAAUAACAAGUUACCUGAAAGUAUUAUGGUGUUACCAUUAAAUGGAAGAUACCAAGUAGAUAAUGACAGAGUACUACUCGAAAGACGCGAAACUCCCAGCUGUGCAGUAAUAAACACGGUACUAAAAGUUGGUGAUAUCAGUAGUACGGUUGCUGGCGUAGGAUCUGGUACUCUUAUGUUUGCUGGUGCUGUAUCAAGUGUUAUCAUGCCUCCUGUUCUUAUUGGUGCAGCGGCUGUAGGAGCCGUAGCUGGUGUUUACAGUAUUACUAGAAGUGCGUUUGGUUUGGCUGAUAAGAUAACUCACGACGAAAAUUUGAGUAUUCUCAACUCAGAAGCGCGAGGAAUCUAUAUUAAUAUUGUGGCAGGAUCUUUGGGAUUUGUUGGAGCGGGAGCAAAUAUGGCUGUGUCUCAAUUAAUUACUCGUGGAGUCAAUAUUGGUCAGGGUGUUGGCUUAGCUGUUAAUGCAAUUAGUAUGGCAAACAUAGGAAUUAGUGGUAUUGGUAUCAUAAACUCCAGCUACGAUGUUUUCGAUAUGUGGAUAAACCACAGGCAGACUCCGUCCGCAUUGACGAUAUUGCAGUUGGCUUCUUCAGUAUUAUUCUUCGGCAAUGCAGUCUAUAAUUUCAGAACGGUUGGACAAAUAAUAGACGAAACACAGGGUAGAGUUUUAGAAGAUUAUCAUGACUCAUUGAGAUCUAACAGACACAGGAAAACCUUUGACCGGCUACUAAAAACAACAAUUCGAGAAAACGAUGGUAAUCUAGUAAAAGGUAGAGCGGAAGUUAUCAAGGCCAUACGGAAUAUUCCAAAUAAAGACGAUGUAUUUGCCGCUCUUACAAGAAAUAGGAAGUUAAUGAACGAAAACGAUCUUCGUUUCUCCGCAACCGCAGGAGAAAUAACAUUAAACGGCCAAACAAUCAAUAUGAACGAAUUUAUAGGUAUGAAUAAGAAACAAGCAAGUGCCUUUUUGUCAAAUUUGCCUUCAGAAUCGAACAUAUCAAUAAGUGAUACUAAUUCUAUGAUAAAUACUUAUUCUUUAAAUAAUUGGUCUUUGCCUAAUGUUAAAGUAUUUGCUGGUUUUGCCUUAACCUUAAUAAACAAGUUUGGAACCGAUGUCCAAGGUAUGAUAAUGGAAUUAGUAGAAAGAGCCAUAGAGCUUGUUUUUAGAUAUUUCAAAGAUGCAGUUAGAAACGCAUUUGGAAAUUCAGCGCACCAAGAAAUCAUGUACGCUGUAAUGGAAUAUUUCGCAGGACUAUCAUCAAGGCUUCUUCAGCAAUACUUUACAUGGCGCAGAACUGGAAAUCCGCAUCACUACGAACCGUACUACGUAGAGGUACCGGUGGAUCCAUCUGAAAGGUAUAUAUGGAUUUUUGAGAAAAUAGUCAAAAUGUUCUUCAAUGGUGGUCAGUUUCCUAUUAACGACGUCAUGAAAUAUUUGGAAGGAUGGAUACUAAACGAAAUAUAUACUAGACAAAUUAAAGAUGAAGCUAAUGAAAAAAGGGACGAACAUUCAUCUAAAAAUAACAAUAGUCUUCAUUGCACUGUUUGUGGAGGAAAUUAUUUUAAAUAUAAGUAACUGUUAUUAAUAUAUUUAUAUUUUAUAUAUAUUUUAUGAGAGGUAUUACAUUGUUAUAUAGUUAA
Messenger RNA from Diabrotica balteata, 3046 nucleotides. NCBI's taxonomy places the organism in Eukaryota, Metazoa, Arthropoda, Insecta, Coleoptera, Chrysomelidae. The record is from the annotation of a GenBank genome assembly.